AUGGCGUCGCUGGUGGCCUCGCCCAUGCAAAUGCAGGAAACACCUCAGCAAUGGCCGCCACAACAGACAGCUCACGCCAGCCCGCGUGCCGUGCUUCCUCGCCCCGAGCCCCGGAACCCGAUCACAGAUGAGGAUUUCCGGGAACAUCUGGCAAGACUCGGCACCCCGACAGAGAAAUUUCAGCCUCAAGAGCACAGCGUCGGACGACCGCGUGAGUGCGAGCUUGCGGCACCGAAGCAACAGAAUCACGCGCCAGAAGACUUCGAGAGGGCCCAGAGAUAUUACAGAAAGUACCAUAAUGCUUGGAAAAACUUCCAUUCGGCGAAAUCGAGGCUUGAGGAAGCAUCCGCUCAAGAGAAAGGGAGGUUGCAAAAACUGACUUUGAAAAACGCCGAGCUGCUCAAGAACGCGAGGGAGGACUACCUGUCUUUCAAGCGGACCGGGUUACCCCUGAAAAGCGGUGCCAGCCCUGAACAAAGACAAAAGAGGCUCAUUUUUCUGCGAGAAAGACUCGAAAUUUCGCGCCAAAAAAUCAGCAAGACGGAGGAAUUCCUUUCCCAAGGGAAAAUCACCCCAGAAGAGGCAGCUGCAUCGCUCCAGCGUCAGAACCACUGGAAGUCGAAGAUUGAGGGAGAGAUUGCAGAUAUCGACUUCGAGAUUCAGCAUGAUGGCAUCCUCCCGAAUGAUGGCACACUCGCCUCUGGACACGCAGACACAGACAACGUACCUCCUGCCGACGCAGGGCUUCUCAGCCAGGAGGACCCCAGCGACUAUUUUACGAAGAGUAUCUCCGGUUUCACUAAUGAAUUUCAGAUGGGACAGACGCCCAAUAUGUCUCUUCCUCCUCAGCAGCUGACCAUUCCCUCAGCGGCCACAUAUGCUAAUGUGAAUCUAGUCGCCCAGGGGAACCCAGACAAUCACAUAACACCUCCUGCAUGCGUAGGGCUUUCCAGCCAAGAAAUCGCCAACAACCUUUUGGCGAACAUUGAUCCUGAUCUCAUCGCUGCACCAGACCCUACGGGGCUGAUGACCUGGGACUGGGAGACUUGA
Molecule: messenger RNA, 1050 nt
Organism: Diaporthe citri
Lineage: Eukaryota; Fungi; Ascomycota; Sordariomycetes; Diaporthales; Diaporthaceae
Exons: 2
Coding region: 1-1050 (349 amino acids)
Source: RefSeq, a predicted model, not a curated record